Messenger RNA from Epinephelus moara (kelp grouper), 2007 nucleotides. Its product is annotated as tissue alpha-L-fucosidase-like. The coding region runs from base 189 to 1535 and encodes 448 amino acids. NCBI's taxonomy places the organism in Eukaryota, Metazoa, Chordata, Actinopteri, Perciformes, Serranidae. The transcript has 8 exons. Gene Ontology annotation, biological process: glycoside catabolic process; fucose metabolic process. The record is from RefSeq and is a predicted model, not a curated record. Gene Ontology annotation, cellular component: lysosome. Gene Ontology annotation, molecular function: alpha-L-fucosidase activity.
UGGUCACGUGACAAUCCAUGUGUCAUAUGAUGGGAAACAACACUCUGAAGGGUCACAACAAAAAGUAAAAUCCCCGUCUAAUGCAGCCAGCAGUGAAACCACUUUAUGUCACCGGAGUCUGGUUUACCAGUCUCUAGCAUUUAGCUUCCUGUUAGCAUUUAGCAUCGAGCUAACCUGCUGGAGGAGCCAUGAUACCCACACUGCUUCUUCUCCUCGCUGUGGUUUCCCACUCGGCGGCUCGGUACACUCCGGACUGGACCAGUCUGGACGCCAGACCGCUUCCUUCGUGGUACGACGAGUCCAAAGUGGGGAUAUUUAUCCACUGGGGCGUGUUUUCUGUCCCUGGGUUUGGCAGCGAGUGGUUCUGGUGGCACUGGCAGGGACAGCAGCCUCCGGACCCGAAGUGUGUGAGCUACAUGACAAAGAACUACCCGCCUGGGUUCAGCUACCCGGAGUUUGCGCCCCAGUUUCACGCUCAGUUCUUCAACCCGGAGGACUGGGCGGACAUAUUCAAGGCUUCCGGUGCCAAGUAUGUCGUCCUGACUGCCAAACACCACGAAGGGUUCACUAACUGGGGCUCUCCCAACUCCUGGAACUGGAAUUCAGUGGAUACUGGUCCUCACAGGGACCUGGUGGGAGACCUGGGGGAGGCAGUGCGCAACAGGUCAUUGCACUACGGACUCUACAACUCCCUAUAUGAGUGGUUCCACCCUCUCUACCUGAUUGACAAGAAGAAUGGAUUUAAAACACAGGAGUUUGUGAUGCAUAAACUGCUACCAGAGCUGUAUAACAUGGUUGUAAGGUACAGACCUGAGGUCAUCUGGUCCGAUGGGGACUGGGAAGCACCUGACACCUACUGGAACUCCACUGAAUUCCUGGCGUGGCUCUACAAUGACAGCCCUGUCAAAGAUACUAUUGUGACCAAUGACAGAUGGGGAGCUGGCUGCGCCUGUAAACAUGGUGGCUACUAUAACUGCGAAGACAAAUACACUCCAGGCCAGCUGCCCAAGCACAAAUGGGAGAAGUGCACAUCUGUGGACACGUUUUCCUGGGGUUAUCGUCGAAACAUGAAGAUGAGCGAACUGAUGGACUUACCCUCGAUCAUAGAGGAUCUGGUUCGCACCGUGGCCCUGGGAGGUAACUACCUCCUGAACGUGGGUCCCACACCUGAUGGGAUGAUCCCAGCAGUGUUUGAGGAGAGACUCAGAGGUGUCGGAGCCUGGCUAGAAAUCAACGGGGAGGCCAUCUACGCUUCCAAACCCUGGAGGGUCCAGACCGAGAACACCACUGUGCCAGUCUGGUAUACAUCUAAAGGAGGUGCUGUGUAUGCCACCAUGACAACCAAACCCCCCAAGCUCACAUUGCAGCUAUUGGGACCCAAAACAUCAGCAGUCACUAAGGUGACUUUGCUGGGGAACCCAAAUCCACUCCCCUGGGCUCCGGUCCAACCCGGUGCUGGCCUUACCGUCCUCCUGCCUGAGCUGCCGUAUUCCCCCGGUCAGGCCUGGACACUCAAACUGGUCGGUGUCCUGUGAGCCUUAAACCCCGGAAGUGUUCAGCAUCUUAAAGGCUGAAUAUCAAGAACUGCUUCAUUUCAGGUUAUGAUUAUGGUCGUAGGAUUAAGGGGAAACUUGUGCACUUUGGUUGAAGUGACAGCGCUUGUGUAACGGAUUUGUAUACGUGCCAAAUGAAAGAAUGGAACACUCCUCUUCAAUGAUUCCUUUGUGGCUCAGAUGACUAAAGAUUUAAUGUGUCACUGCCUCUUGAUUAUGCUCUUUUUUUAUUAAUAACUGAUUGAAUGAUUAUGACUGAACAUUGGAAUCUUCUGUUGAGCUUGUGAAGAUUUCCUGGCAGCUUCUCAGCUGUCUAAUUGCUGUGUCAGAAAUGAUUCACUUCUUCAAGUGGUUUGUUGGAGAAUGAACAGUUUACAUACAAAGCUGUUUUUUUAUUUGUUUACUGUAUGAUGCUUUUAAAAUGGCUGAAUAAAAGAUGAUUUAAUUUUUCUGA